CUUGAUGUGUUUGAGGUUGAUUACUCUCGCCUCAGCCAGCUACAGGGCCUUGCCCCUCUCUGGAGUUUUGUGUGCAUUUCUGAGCGACGUCCACACCUUUUUCCACUUUUCAGUCCUGCGUUGAGUUUAGCAGGCUGUUGUAAACAAUGGCAGACGACGAGUUAGAGGCAAUCAGGCGGCAGAGGAUGGCGGAGCUGCAGGCGAAGCACGGGGACGCUUCAAAUGAUCAGCAACAGGAGGCCAAACAAAGAGAAACGGAUAUGAGGAACUCCAUAUUGGCUCAAGUUCUAGAUCAGUCGGCCCGUGCCAGAUUGAGCAACCUCGCUUUGGUGAAGCCAGAGAAGGCCAAUGCAGUCGAAAACUAUCUCAUUCAGAUGGCCCGUUUUGGGAAGUUAGGAGGAAAGAUUUCAGAGUCGGGCUUGAUUGAGAUCCUAGAAAAAGUUAGUCAGCAAACAGAAAAGAAGACAACUGUCACAUUCAACAGACGGAGGGUGAUGGACUCAGACGAGGAGGAUGACGACUAACUAACAAUCUGAAGGGGAGCCCUGAAGUGAGCCAGGCUGGUCAAUGGCAGAAUUUAGGAGAGGAUGUGAUAAUGCUUUAGUGGGACUCUGUCAUAGCACAUUUUACCAGUGGUUUCCUCAUUGUUGAAUCCUGGGACGCCGCACCAGCCUCUGUGUGGUUCUGGAAACUACAAACCAGGAAGGAAGAACAAAGGAGUGGGUUUAAUAUUGUGGCAGCGAGUCAUUUAGGGGUGCAACAUGCACAGUGCAAAUGUCAGUUUACUUUUGCAAUCUCUUUUCAAACAAUAUGCCGCACAUUUUCACUGCCUGUGUUGCACACCUGACAGACUGUAACAAUCUUUUACCGUUCUAGCGCUUAUCUAUAGUUACAUUUUCAUUUUUCUGAAUUUUCACCUUGGUUGAGUUUUGCUGUACAAACACAAGAGGGUGGAUAAAAUGCAACAAGGGAUACUGCCCGAGUUGCAUUUUAUUGUGAGUGAUUUAUGAAUACUGUUCAUUAUGCUCUGUUCAGUGCUAGCAUCCCACUAACCUUGGAUGCUGCACUUUGAAAUGUUCUUUUUUUUGCUGGCAUGUAAAGGUUUACAUAGAAAAAUAAAUAAAUAAAAAGCCUUAAAUUCAAGUGAACCAUUUCUAAAAUGAUCAUCACUUUUAAUAAUGAGUUGAGAAUGAGGGUUUAUACUUGUUUAAAGGUUUGCUGUUUUGCAUUUUGACAGAAGCGGAUGUCUCUUGCUUUUGUCUAUGAUCAGUGCAAGUACAUGACAACAACUUUGACAGAUCAGCAUACAUUAUCCUCAUCUCAGCAAGAGUAAUUUUUUCUGUAUCUAUUUUAUGGGUAAUUACCUGUAUUUUGUUACAGGAACAUUUUCCAUUUUUGAGUUUUGAAUCACAAACAACAGUCACUUAAUUGCCAAAUGUAAUAUGUCACAGUUCAUGAAUAAAAAAAGCAUAAAUGACAAA
Molecule: messenger RNA, 1481 nt
Organism: Myripristis murdjan (pinecone soldierfish)
Lineage: Eukaryota; Metazoa; Chordata; Actinopteri; Holocentriformes; Holocentridae
Gene: pdcd5
Product: programmed cell death 5
Exons: 6
Coding region: 147-524 (125 amino acids)
Cellular component (GO): nucleus; cytosol
Molecular function (GO): DNA binding
Source: RefSeq, a predicted model, not a curated record